AGAGUACCGAAAGUACGUAGUAAGUACCGGUACGCUAACAUUCAGUGGAAUGAAUUGUUUGAUCGGUUUUCGUUUGUCCCACGGAUUUGUCUGUUCUAUCAACAAUAAUAAUACACAACACUUGGCAGUUCCCACGCCAAUGUUAAGCACUUCAGUCCCGGCGUGCGAAGGAGAGGAGGAUUGACCGGAGUAGUUCUCAGGGCAAGAAACGAUCGAAAGGUUAGCGGCAGCAGACAGAAGAGGGAAGAAAAACAUGGUGGAAAUAUCGUCUCCGUCUUCUUUCAAAACGCUGAAGACUCCCAGAUCGCGUUCGGAUGCGCCAGAGAAGAAGCCUUUGUGGCUUCUCGUAAUAUAUGCUCUUUUCUUUCUGGUAUGUCUGAAUGCCAUUUGGACUUACAAAGACCGAAAGCGACUGGUUUGGUUGGAGUUACAGGAACGCGAGCAAAACGACAACAUCGAAAUCCAAUACAGUGCCGGUGCGGAACAACACGUAGUGAGUUCCAAUUACGGUUCAAGCAUGUAUGGAGGGUCCAUACGAGCCGCCGAAUCACACAAGAAGAAGAAGAAAAAGAAAUCAGCACGGAAGACGACGUUGGAAAACAUCUUACCUAGACCGAGAGAUGGUUCGAAGGAUUAUAUUAUCAGAAAGCCAGGCAAUAACUCGUCGGAUUUCAAAGCAUUCAGUUUCUAUGUUAUGACUGACACUCCGGUAAGAACAAGGAUAUUUGCAGUUUUUUUCAUCUUGGUGAGGGUAAUGUUGCUACUUUUGGAGGCUCAUGAUGCAACUUUUUCGAAAUUUUAGUACACAAAAUUGGAAGAGAAGAGACUUCGAUCUCAGAUGAGUGAAUUGAGGGAUUACAUCCACGACAACCCCAAGCGCAACCUUACUCUGGGUAUUCACCUGGGAAAUACACAAAAAGUUUCAAAUUCCCUCUGUGCCGAAUCUGCAUACAAAAACCACGCCUAUCUCAUAUCAAAAGGGCCCAGUCCAACCUUUGUGACGCCGGGAAAGAGCGAUUGGUUUGACUGUCCCCGACGUGAAGAAGCUUUCGAUUUUUUUGUGAAAUACAUGGGCCCCGAUUUCAUCUCGGAGUGGCACCGAGAGCAAUUCGAGAAUUUUGAAAUCCAGCGAUCAGAGGAAAAUCCGGAACUUUUUACUUUUUAUAUAGAAGGGAUCCUCUUCAUCGGGCUUCACAUGAUCGAUUCUCCAGGCAAUCAAGAAUCAUCGGCAACACGGAACAAGCGAGUGAAAGCUAGCAUGGAAUGGUUCGCGAAUACGAUAGAAACAAACAUGGAGAGACGUGAAAUUCGGGGGGUCAUUAUAAUGGGACACGCGGGACGAUCAGAAAGUAACCAACAAUCCUUUACACAUAUGGCAAAAUACUUCGUGGGCAUUGGCACUAGAGAGAAUAUACCAGUAAUGUACUUGCAUGGGAAUGGGGCAAAGUGGGAAGUAGAUCGAAGCUUUUCCCAGGAGGCAAGCUGGAGCCAAUUCUACGAUGUUCAGGUAGACCAGGGCGGCUUAACAGAGCCGUGUAUCAUUGAUGUGGCUCCGCAACGCCUGGGAAAGGUUACGAAACUCGAAAAGAACGAAAACAACAAUGAUAUGGAAACUAUUAUUGCAAAUGGUCUAUUUCGUCUCGAUCAGCAGAAAGGUCGUUACCUUGAUCCAGAGGAAGUUGCAAAAUAAUUCUAUGCAAUUAGAUAUAACCAGCAACUUAUACUCUGACCCCAAAAAAUGCAAGAAAUUAACGUCUCUAUCCGUUUGCCGUAUUCAAUGAGAGCUACAAAUAGAAAUACACGUAGAGG
Molecule: messenger RNA, 1809 nt
Organism: Pseudo-nitzschia multistriata
Lineage: Eukaryota; Bacillariophyta; Bacillariophyceae; Bacillariales; Bacillariaceae
Source: the annotation of a GenBank genome assembly